AUGGGCUCCGCCAGCGUCGAGGAGCUCGACGUCAUCAUUGUGGGCGCCGGCCUGUCUGGCCUCAACUCGGCCUACCUGCUCAAGAAGCAAAUCCCCGACGCCAAAUUCGCCAUCCUCGAAGGACGCAACAUCAUCGGCGGCACAUGGGCCUUUUGGAAGUACCCUGGCGCCCGUUCCGACUCGUCGGCGACUGUCUUUCGCUUCGCAUGGCACCCGUGGCCGCAUGACUUGAACUUCCCGGACGCGCCCCUCGUGCAGGCCUACGCCGAGGACGCCGCCAAGGUGCACGGCCUCGACAAGCACAUCCGCUUCAACAACAAGGUCGGCGACCGGCGGUGGUCGACCGCGGAGCAGAUGUGGACCGUGGACGUGACGGACGCCGAGACGGGUGCGCAGCUGCCGCCGAUCCGCGCGCGGUGGCUGGUCAACUGCAGCGGGUACUACAGCUACGAAGAAGCCCAGAAAGUCGAGAUCCCGGGCAUCAAGCAGUUCCGGGGCGAGGUCGUGCACCCGCAGUUCUGGAGCAGCGACAUCGACAUGAAGGGCAAGAACGUCGUCAUCAUCGGGUCGGGCGCCACCGCCAUCACCAUGCUGCCCCACGUGAGCAAAGUGGCCAAGCACACGACCAUGCUCCAGCGCAGUCCGUCGUACGUGAUGGCGCUGCCCCGCAAGGACAAGAUGACGCACCUGCUGCAGCGGCUCCUGCCGCGCCGCCUCGCCGACUGGAUCGACUGGUACCGCCAGAUGUUCCUGGAGUCGGUGUUUGUGUGGUGGCUGCAGACCUUCCCGGGUGCCGGCCGCUGCUUGCUGCGCGCAUUGACGAAGCGGCGCCUGCCCAGCGACCUGGACGUCGAUGUGCACUUCAAGCCGGCCUACAACCCCUUUGAGCAGCGUCUGUGCCUGUGCCCCGACGCCGACUUCUUCAAGGCGCUGCAGAACGACCCCUGCACCAUCGUCACAGACCACAUUGACACGGUGACGCCGACGGGGAUCCGCCUCAAGGGGUCGGGGGACGAAAUCCCGGCCGACAUGAUCAUCACGGCCACGGGCCUGUACGUGCAGCUGAUGAACGGCCGCAUUCCCCUCGUGGACGGCAAGCCCAUCCGCGUCACCGAUCUCUACGGCUGGCGCUCGUGCAUGAUCGAGGGCGCGCCCAACCUGUGCUUCAUCAUUGGCUACACGACGGGCACCUGGACGCCCGGCGCCGACGCCCACUUCCGGACGGUGCUGUCCGUCAUGAAGGAGAUGCGCAAGCGCGGCGCCACGUCGGCCACGCCGACCAUCGACCCGGCCGUCCGCAAGACGAUGCCGAAACUGCCGGCCGUGCCCGUCACCUCGGGCUACCUGGUGAACGCGCGCGACCGGCUGCCCAUGUCGUCGGGCCGGUACCCGUGGUCGACGGGCCUGACAUACGCUGCCGAUGCAUGGCACAACCUGACGGGCAACGCGCACGACGGCAUGGUGUACACGGUACCGAACAAGAAGCGGCUAUGA
This is a messenger RNA of Sporothrix brasiliensis 5110, 1494 nucleotides long. RefSeq names its product flavin binding monooxygenase. Gene Ontology annotation, molecular function: NADP binding; N,N-dimethylaniline monooxygenase activity; flavin adenine dinucleotide binding. The record is from RefSeq and is a predicted model, not a curated record. The coding region runs from base 1 to 1494 and encodes 497 amino acids. The transcript has a single exon. NCBI's taxonomy places the organism in Eukaryota, Fungi, Ascomycota, Sordariomycetes, Ophiostomatales, Ophiostomataceae.